Molecule: messenger RNA, 567 nt
Organism: Durusdinium trenchii
Lineage: Eukaryota; Dinophyceae; Suessiales; Symbiodiniaceae
Source: the annotation of a GenBank genome assembly
AUGGGGAAGAAGUUGGUGAUACUCAGUAAUUCCUCCAAGCGGUCCCCAUGGGUGCUGAAGGAGAUCCCUAAGUUGGGCUUGGAUGCUGCCGCUUUCCUGGGAGCCAUCACCUCCGGUGAAGAGGCGUGGAAGGCCCUACGAGAGCGAUCUGGGCAGCGCUGCGUGUGGCUGUCCAAAGUGGACGGGAGCGGAGUCACCGACUAUUUGGAGGGUACCGGCGUGUCGCUGGCUGAUGUGGAUGAAGCAGAUUUCAUCUUGAAUGGUGGUACAGCCGCUAUCAGGACUCAGGAUUGCAUGUGGCCAGUGGACUGUGAAGAGACGGGGAAUUUGGAGCCCUAUACAGAGCUCUUCAAGUUGGCCAUCUCGCGUGGGCUGCCCAUGAUUUGCGCGAACCCCGACUUCCGCUCACCGGCGAAGCCGGGCAAGCGGCAGGAAUAUUGCGCGGGCUAUGUUGCGCAGCAUUACGAGGAGUUAGGUGGCGUGGUCCAGUACUUCGGAAAGCCUCACAGCCCUCACUUCGAAGCUGCCCGCAGGCGAGGUCGGGGUGGCUGCGUGCCACGUGGGUGA